AUGGCACAACUUGAAGAUUCAUUCCUCGCAGAGAUCGACGAGUUAUCUGACUAUGAAGAAGAAGCAGGACACGACGAAAACGUUGGUAACUAUGAAAGAGAUAUCGUCACAGACAUGGCGAAAUUCGAAACCCUAAAAUCUGAUGACGAUCUCGACAGUGUUUCCACGUUACAUAAAACUCAGAGAUACGUUGAUAUAAUGCGUAAGGUAGAUGAAGCAGCUCUCGUGAAAGAUUCAGAUGAUCCUGAAUACAAACUCAUCGUGGACUGUAAUCAUCUCUCAGUUGAUAUCGAGAACGAGAUCGCCACAGUCCACAGCUUUAUACGUUGCAAAUACAGAGUUAGGUUUCCAGAGCUUGAGUCGUUUGUGCAUCACGCAACCGAGUACGCUAGUGUAGUGAAACAAAUCGGAGACGAGAAGGAUUUAACCCUAGUUUCUCUCAAAGGUAUUGAAGCAAAGACUGUUGUCUCUGUUUUACUCACUGCUUCAUCUACUAAAGGGAAGCCUCUACCAGAAGAUACCUUGCGAAAGACGUUAGAGGCGUGUGAUAGGGUUCUUGAUCUUGAUUUCGCAUUAAAAAAGAUUCUUGGGUUCGUUGAGACUAAGAUGGGAUGUAUUGCACCGAAUCUUUCAGCUAUUGUAGGGAGCGCUGUUGCAGCUAAGCUCAUGGCUACUUCUGGAGGUUUAUCAGGGCUUGCUAAGAUUCCUUCUUGUAAUGUUCAGGUUCUUGGACAGAAGAGGAAGAAUCUUGAUGGGUUCUCUAGAGUGAGUUCACUGACACGUGUAGGUUAUCUAGAGCAGACUGAGAUUUUUCGAAAAACUCCUCCUGGGUUUGAGAAACAUGCUAUUAAGCUCUUGGCUGGAAAGGCUACUUUAGCAGCUAGGAUUGACGCUAGUGGAGGAGAUCCAUCAGGGACUAAUGGUAAAGCUCUGAGGGAAGAGAUUCAAAAGAAGCUUGAGAAGCUGCAAGAGCCUGGUGUUGCAAGGCAGCCUAAACCACUUCCUGUUCCGGAUCUUACUCCUAAGAAGAAAAGAGGUGGUCGGAGACUAAGGAAGAUGAAGGAGAGGUAUGCUGUGACAGAGAUGAGGAAGCAUGCUAAUAGAGUGGCGUUUGGUGUGGUGGCUGAAGAGAGUUCACUUGGUGAUGGGUUAGGUGUAGGGUAUGGGAUGCUUGGUCAGGGUGGGAGCAAGAGGCUGAGAAUUUCUAGUGUCCCGAGUAAGAUGAAACUUAGUGCUAAGUUGGAGAAGAAGCUUAAAGAAAGACAGUAUACAAGUGGUGCUAGUACAAGCACUUGUGGUUUCAUGACAUCAAGACUUGCUUUUACCCCUGUGCAGGGAAUAGAGCUGUGUAAUCCUGGAGCUGUGCAAUUAGGUAGUGGGACUCAGAGCACUUACUUCUCAGAGUCAGGAACCUUCUCCCACGUCAAGAAGACAUAA
This is a messenger RNA of Eruca vesicaria subsp. sativa (arugula), 1437 nucleotides long. The record is from the annotation of a GenBank genome assembly. NCBI's taxonomy places the organism in Eukaryota, Viridiplantae, Streptophyta, Magnoliopsida, Brassicales, Brassicaceae.